CGACAGAUUUUUGCGAAGACUGUUUUUUUUUGUUUUUAAUUUCCUUUCUUCAUCAUCAUCUUUUCCUUUUUUGAAAAUGGAACGUUGAAACAAGGGACUCUGUUUCUUGAUCUGAAAACCAUCAAAGAAAUGUAUGGGUGUGCAGGUCACACGCAGAGCAAGAAAGAUUUAGCGGUGGAGUACCAAUCGCAGGUACAAAUUCUGCGGCCGAGCAUCCACGCGCGGCGGGCGAAUUUGACGGUGAAGUUCCAGGAUCUGUACGGAUUCACGGUGGAGGGGAAUGUGGACGACGUGAAUGUGCUGAACGAGGUGGCGGAGAAGGCUAGGAAGAAAAGCAAGGUCUGGUGGGCAUUCGAGGCCAGCAAGGGCCCCACCUGGUACCUGGACACCCGUGUCUCCGCCGCCAAGCUCAAGCUCUCCGCCCUCGGAAACGCCAUCGCCCUCAAGCGCCUCAUCCGCAAGGGUAUUCCUCCCGCCCUCCGACCCACCGUCUGGUUCUCCCUCUCCGGCGCCGCCAAGAAGAAGUCCACUGUCCCCGAUAGCUACUACGAUGACCUCAUCGCCGCCGUCCACGGCAAGGUCACCCCUGCAACCAAGCAGAUUGACCAUGAUCUGCCAAGGACUUUCCCCGGUCACCCAUGGUUGGACACUGAAGAGGGUCAUGCGGCUCUUAGGCGUGUUCUUGUUGGCUAUUCUUUCCGUGAUUCUGAAGUUGGGUAUUGUCAGGGGCUAAACUACGUUGCAGCUUUGCUGCUGCUAGUGAUGAAAACUGAAGAAGAAGCUUUCUGGAUGCUUGCAGUCCUUUUAGAGAAUGUGUUGGUUAACGAUUGUUAUACGAAUAACUUAUCCGGAUGCCAUGUUGAACAAAGAGUGUUUAAGGAUCUGUUUACCAAAAACUGUCCAAGGGUAGCGUCUCAUUUGCAGGCCUUGGAGUUCGAUGUUUCUCUUGUUUCCACAGAAUGGUUUCUUUGCCUCUUCUCCAAAAGUUUGCCUUCUGAGACAACGUUGCGUGUUUGGGAUGUGCUAUUCUAUGAAGGAGCAAAGGUCCUAUUCCACGUGGCACUGGCAAUUUUCAAGAUGAAUGAGGAAGAGUUGCUAUUGACGCAUCAUGUUGGCGAUGUGAUCAACAUCAUACAAAGAAGCACUCACCACUUGUUUGAUCCCGACGAUUUAAUAACGGUUGCUUUUGAAAAGAUCGGCUUUAUGGCAACAACCAACAUAUCAAAGCAGAGGAAGAAGCAAGAGUCGGCAGUCAUGGCAGAUCUUGAUCGGAGAUUUAGACGGUUGCAUCCUUUAAAUGGCACAGAGGAAUAAUACAAAACAUCGGCAUGCGCACAACACAGGCAUUGCAUUGUGUUCGGGGGCAACCAUGUAAGUGGUGGUGGUGGUCUGGAGCAAGCAACAGAAGAUGUCUGCUUUUUUUGGGUCAUGCCAGUCACACCAUAAAUGACACAAAGGUUGACAUCGCCAAUACUUCACAAAUAAUGAUUUCUCACAGACAAUGACCGCUGUUGGUGAUUGUCUCUGGUGGUGUCAGAGUGUCAUUCCCGAGGUUAAAGUAACAUUUUCACGGUGUUUUUGGCAAAUAUAAAGUUUCCAAGCUGUUCAACUUUUAAAACCAACUGAUACUAUUGUGAACCACUGCAAUCACAGAAGUUGAGAAUCUUUUGGUUGCUAACCAAAGAAUCACACUUCUUAUCAUCUUAAGAGAAAAAAAGAUUCAGACCCAUGUGAAAAGUACACAAUCUUGUUAUGGGAAU
Molecule: messenger RNA, 1760 nt
Organism: Cuscuta campestris
Lineage: Eukaryota; Viridiplantae; Streptophyta; Magnoliopsida; Solanales; Convolvulaceae
Source: the annotation of a GenBank genome assembly